Malaclemys terrapin pileata is the source of this 4814-nucleotide messenger RNA. Its product is annotated as ras-related protein Rab-18-B-like. The transcript is spliced from 7 exons. Lineage: Eukaryota; Metazoa; Chordata; Testudines; Emydidae. The record is from RefSeq and is a predicted model, not a curated record. The coding region runs from base 1 to 873 and encodes 290 amino acids. Gene Ontology annotation, molecular function: GTPase activity; GTP binding.
AUGGCCACUCCCUGCAGCCCCCACUCUUACUCCGCAGCUCUCGGCAGGGCCUUGCUUCUCUCCCCCCACGGGCGCGGGGCUGAGCCUGAUAGGAGGGGCGGGGAUCAGCUGGUUCUGCCAGCAGCCGGGCACACACGGGUCACUGUGAGCAGGAAAGCUGCACGCCCCGCCGGGCAGGGGGGAUUUUUCCUUGUCCCGCUGCCCCCCCUCCCGGAGAAUCGCGCCUCCAGUCUGUCCCGCCCCUCAGCCCCCGGAGAGGACCCCGCCGCCCCGGGAACAGGCAGCAGAUGUCGAGUUCGCCUCCCGCUGCGGGUCCCUGGAACUCUCUUGCUGAGAUUCACCGAUGACACGUUUGAGCCGUACUUGAACCCCACGAUAGGUGUUGAUUUUAAAGUGAAGAAAAUGGUGGUUGACGGCAAUCCAGUUCAACUUGCAAUAUGGGAUACAGCGGGACAGGAACGGUUUAGAACACUGACUCCCAGUUAUUACCGAGGCGCUCAAGGUGUUAUUUUAGUGUAUGAUGUCACGAGAAAAGACACUUUCACAAACCUAAUGACCUGGCUGAACGAGCUGGAGGCAUAUGCUACGCGGAGCAACAUUGUAAAAAUGUUAGUUGGCAAUAAAAUUGACAAGCCAGAUCGUGAGAUAAACAAAAGGGAGGGACUCCAGUUCGCUAGGAAACACUCAAUGCUCUUUAUAGAGACCAGUGCUAAAACACGGGAUGGAGUACAAUGUGCCUUUGAGGAAGUGGUUAUAAAGAUCCUACAGACUCCAGGACUUUGGGAUAAAGACAAACAAAAGUUUGGAGUCCAGUUGGAGACUGCAACACACACAGAGGAAGACUUUUGUGGUGGAUACUGUACACUUACUUAAAUUCACAGGUGCCUAUUCCAUCCGACCAGCUGUACUUUCAGGCAUGUUGCUAAGAGCUUACAAAGAGACAAUCCAACUUCUAUUCUGGACACAUGUGAUUCAUGCUAUGGGACCAACCCAGAUGGGUUCAUUUCAGCACACCUGCCUGGUUUUAAAAUAAUAGAUUUGAUGGUUACUAUGUUGGCAAAAAUGGAAUGGAUAUUUAUUUGUAUGAAGCAUGGUACCUCUUGCUCUGACAUUCUUUGCUCAAAAAAUAAGACUGCAGUGUCAGAUAGCAGCAGAACGUUAUUCGUCAUAGGGCUAAUAAUAGAGCCAAGCUGUCCAAUCCUCAGGCUUUAUUGAAAAGCUUUCAAUCUCUACAGUAAGUGUGCAAUGUCCUCAGGCAGCCAAGUUCCCUUGAAGUGUUGAAAAGACACUUCCCAUGCUACAAUCUGGGAUAAUCACUGAUUCUACCUCCCUGUUUCAGGUGCUUUUAUGUGCUGGAACUCCCUCUGAGACCUUUUCCAUUCGACUUAUCCAGAACAUUUCAUCCAGUUCUCUCGGAUCCAAAAACUCAGUUCAACUCCAGCUCAUCACUCGGUUACUUCAUUAGGCAUGGAACAAUUCUGUGCCCACAUUAGCCAGGCCUAGACGCAGGUGGUUUAGAUACAGGGUGACACAUUUAAAAAGUAUAGAUGUUAGUAGCUGGAAAAAUGUGUAAUUGGUUUGGACAUCAUACGGAUCAUGUAAGGACCAGUUGCUUUGCAGAUUGCGUAGGGCCCAAUCACUUCUGUCUUCACCUUAGGUACAUUUCAAGCUUAUCAGUUCAAAGUGUCCCCACUUACCUCAGCUAGUUCAAAAACACUGUCUCCGGAAGACUAGGUGACCAGAUUACAUGAACAAAAUAUUGGGACACAUGGGGGGGGGGGGCAGGUCCGGAGUGCCGCCGAAGCCAAAAAAAACCAAAAACAAACCCGAGCUUGAGUGCCGCCGAAGCGAAAAAAAAAAACAAACAAACAAACAAACAAAAAAACCCGAGCCAGAAUAUCGGGACAAAUGGCGUCCUGACCGUACAUUUGUCGGGACGCAGGCCAAACGACUAAAUAUCGGGACGGUCCCGAUUUUAUCGGGACGUCUGGUCACCCUACAGAAGACAGCCUGUCAUACCCUUGUUUUACAGUUGAACCUCGCACUCAACUUGAGCUAUAUGCAAGUUGAUUCAUGACCAGCGAGCUCUAGGCCUACAUUAUGUAGUAUAUGUUGCUGCUAAAUGUUCCCAAGUCAGAUGUAAUCCAGCUGCCUAUCCAAAAUACUCUGGGUGAGGACAGUCAUUUCAGUGUCACACUCGUGGGAGGUAGGCUUUUUCCACUUACUUUUCUGUUGCAAACCCAGGUGUUUACAUGCAGCUCUGUGUAGAUUUACUCCUCGCUGUUUCUUACGUAAUUUCUACCAACAGCUAGGAUCAGUGACUAUUAGAACUGUAUUGUUUUAGGCUCUAAUUCCACAAGCCACUUCUGUAAUGCAGAUCCCCAUUGCUAUUAACAGGGCUGUGUGUGGGCACAGUGGUCUGCCCGGGUGGAGCAUCUUGCAGGAUCAGGAAUGUAAUCAGUGUUCCUUCAAACUGAAUGUGAUCAAUAAAAAAUCUGGUUUAAAGCUACGUGACAGCAAGUGAGGCUCUAGAGAAUUUUCCACUGAAAACAAGAUCCUUCUCUCCAUUUUCUUACAGUUUCCAUAGUGGAGUUCUGGUAAUUAGUUGCCACUUAUCUUUAUUAUUUCCCACUACACUGAAUCACUUCUCUUGACAUUAGAGUUUGAGUUUAUGGAUGCAGCUGUGGCUCUUCUAAAAACUUUGAAAUUACUGGGCCAGAUUCUGACCCUACGUAUGUUGCCUUCUGUAGAAUUACUGCAGGUUUCAGCAGCAAUUGAGACAAGAACCUGGCUGGCUGUUUUAACACAGCCAAUCUCAGCCAGCAGAAGAGAUCACUACGACAGCAAUAAAUAAGUUGGAUGCAGCAGGUUUUGCAAGAAGGUCCUCAUGAUUAGGGCUGCUUUAAAGAGGACCUGGUGCACUGUGGGAACUGUCUCCUUUUAUGGUUCUCUUUAGCUAAGCUACAAAUGAAAAUCCAAAGGUUUCAUGCUAGUUAUGGUGUUUAAAUUAGUCUCAAAAGUCUCUUAGCCUGCUCUACCCAGCAUGUGAGUGGAAGAGGGUGACCACUAACGUGACCCUCAGGAAAGUUCAGACUAAACAACUAAAGCAGUGAAGUCAGCAUGCCUGAAUUAAAGCACAUUCAAUCCCUGUGUGGAUGCUCUCAUUCAGAAGUAAAGUGGCCUUAGUUCACUGUAGCUUAUUUCUACUUGUCCCAUGCAGACAAGCCCUGACAUUCAUCUCUUGAAUAACAUAAAGGUCCAAAGCUUCUGUUGAAUGAAUAAGAGAGGGAACACAAGGGAAUUUAAGGGUGACAGUAGGUGGCGGGGAGUUGGCUGGGAUCAAGAGGAAAUCUGAAUUCAUGGAAUCAGAAAUAGAAGAGACUGACAAGGGCAUCCUAGAGUUGCAACUAUAAUACUUAUCUCUAAGAUUGGCUUACCUUUCAGCCCUUAAUAACUACAGGCAGUGUUCCCUAUGUGCAUAGCUGUUUCUGAACUACUAGCACAAGUUCCAGAACUGCAGUAUAUGCACGGGUGAGAGAGCGAGUGAGUAUGCACACAGCACGUGUACAGUCAUUGCUUCAUGCAGCAGUGACCACUGUGCAGCUGGUUCCAUUCUGUGACUGGAAUGGUGCCAUGCCUAGAUACUAUGCUAAUUGGUGCUAUGUAAAUACCAUAGAUACAAUAAUUGGAGUCUACCACCCUCUCAGUAGGAGUUUGCUACUCAUCAGCUAUUGGACUAAAUGUAACAAACUGCCUCUCCUACCUUACAUACAAGUAAUAUGCCCCAGCCUCCUUGUCUGUAAUACUGAAUGUCAUUUCACAGUAUUUGUAUCUUCUCUCUACAUCUGUCAGCACGGGCUCUAAGCUCUGUAGUAGCUAUACGGCUGUAAACUAUUUAAUGAUUCCUAAAAUAUGCUGUUGUUUUAAAAUAAUGCCUGUUUAAUAGUUCCCUCCUGUUAUAGUCUACUUUUGCACUUUAAUUAAUUAAUUGCCCUGGCAAGACCCUGCUACUCCACCCCCCACAUAUGGGUAAGUGGUAUCAGUAACUAAGUAGUGUGUAGGUCUCUAGCUAUGCAUUCUCAUUAGCGCUAAUGAGAAUUAGACCACGCACGUGCAGACAUUAAGAAUGUACCCCGCCAUGAAAAAUGCACACCUUUAUGUGCGUGGAAUAGUACCGUAAUAGAAAAUAGUUUAAUUGGUCUUUUUAAUACAGUAUUUUUAGAGCUUCAAAGGGACAUUCAUAUCAAACAUGACCCCAUCUUAGGUUCAAUAAAAUUAAACUUUCAAAAAAAAUGAAACAUCAUAGAAAUGUCUCCAUGAAUGUUAUGCAUUUCAGUGGAAACAGCUUACUUUGAACAGCAAACACAGAAUUUUUUUUUUAAUUAUUUUAUCUUUGAACUAGUGCAAGAAAACCUAAAAGUGAAAUUGUCUAGAAGCCAACUGUAAAGAAAAACAAAACUCUUCAAGAUGAGAGGUGCAAACAGUGACCAAACAGCAUAAACAGGAAAAAUCAGAUAAUUAAAACUGGAAGAAUUUUAAAAUUAAAACUAAGGUGUAUGUAACAUAUGAAGAAAAUAAUAAUAAAAAUCCUCUACUCUGUCUCACUAUUAAAGGACACUGUCAAGUUAGAAAUAAUUAUUGAAUUUUAACUUUUAUUGUAUAAUAAAGCAUUUGAUGAUAAUACCGAUCAAGUCCAUAAAAAUUUAGCAAGUUUUCCUCCUUAGCUAGUAUGAUUGUGUGUUACGUGCAUUAGUGUAAUACAACAGAUGUCAUAUAAAACUAUUUAUUUAUAAAUAUAAACAUUCUGACACUUG